AUGGGGAAUGGACUGUCAGACCAGACUUCUAUCCUGUCCAGCCUGCCUUCAUUUCAGUCCUUCCACAUUGUUAUUCUGGGUUUGGACUUUGCUGGGAAGACAACUGUAUUAUACAGGCUGCAAUUCAAUGAGUUUGUAAAUACCAUACCUACCAAAGGAUUUAACACUGAAAUAAUUAAGGUAACUUUGGGAAAUUCUAAAACUGUCACUUUCCACUUCUGGGAUGUAGGUGGUCAGGAGAAAUUAUGGCCACUGUGGAAGUCAUAUACCAGAUGCACAGAUGGCAUUGUGUUUGUCGUGGACUCUGUUGAUGUUGAAAGAAUGGAAGAAGCCAAAACUGAACUUCAUAAAAUAACCAGGAUAUCAGAAAAUCAAGGAGUACGCAUGCUUAUAGUUGCUAAAAAACAAGAUUUGAGGAACUUGUUGUCUCUGACAUUACUUCACAUUCUUUAUUCCUAG
Molecule: messenger RNA, 459 nt
Organism: Sorex fumeus (smoky shrew)
Lineage: Eukaryota; Metazoa; Chordata; Mammalia; Eulipotyphla; Soricidae
Product: ADP-ribosylation factor-like protein 4A
Exons: 1
Coding region: 1-459 (152 amino acids)
Biological process (GO): intracellular protein transport; vesicle-mediated transport
Cellular component (GO): cytoplasm
Molecular function (GO): GTPase activity; GTP binding
Source: RefSeq, a predicted model, not a curated record